This is a messenger RNA of Porites lobata, 2458 nucleotides long. Lineage: Eukaryota; Metazoa; Cnidaria; Anthozoa; Scleractinia; Poritidae. The record is from the annotation of a GenBank genome assembly.
AUGAAAUCUGAUGAAGUUCAUUUACAAAAAGCAAAGAAGAAAGACCAUGACAGACACAGUGAGGAAGACCAAGAAAAGCAAGAUUCAACAAAGAAAAGAAAAACUGAAGAAAACUAUCCUGAUAAAAGAAAAUUAAUAAAAAAGCAGAAGAAAAGCAAGAAGGUUAAAGAGCAUACAGCACUGUUUGGUUCUAAUGAAAGUAUAAAGGAAUUAAAAGAGAAAAAUACAGAUAAAUUUUCUGACAGAAAAUGGUAUGAAUGUACCACACAUUUUGCAGCCUUGAAUGAAGGUAGCGACUUCAAAGAAAUCUCUGACAGUUUCAGCAGUAGUAAGAAAAAGAAGAAACAGAAAGAAGAAAGGGAGAUUUAUUUUGCUCAGGAGUCAGAAGAAAUGGCCAAGUCAGAACUCAAACAUAAAGAAAAGAAAAGGAAAUCAAAAAAGGAGAUAAGUGUGGAAGGUGACUUGAAAAUUGCUUGCAGUGAUGGGAGUGUAGAUAACAGACAGAAAAGGAGAAAGCAAAAAGGAGAAACAGAAAGCGAAUACUCGCUGGAUAUCAUAAGAAGGGAAAAGGAAGACGCUGAAAUCUUAGUUGGUGAUAAUGAUCAAGUCAGUGAAUUGACAGAUGUUGUUAAGAAGAAGAAGAAGAAGAAAAAGUUUGAUUAUGGUGAUAAUGUUGAUAACAGCAAGAAGACAAGAAAAAGAAAAGCAGAACCAGAAGAAGAAUACACCCUGGACGUUGACAAUAGAAAUAAAAAUGAAGUCAAUGGAGAGUCAGAAGCUGUCAAAAAGAAGAAGAAAAAGAAACCAAGAGAUGAUCCAGGAGGGAACUCCAAACCAGCUAUACAUCCAGGUCUUAGUUACUUACGUACAUGGAAUAAUGACAAACAAAAUUGGAACUUUAAGAAAGUGCGUCAAGUCUGGCUUCUUCAGAAUAUGUUUGACCAACAACAGGUCAGUAAAGCUAAAUGUAUCUGCUUUUCUUUUUCAUUAUGUUUCCCCUUAUGUUUUAACCAUUUUUUCCCUAAAAUAUGCCAAUUUUAUUAAAAAAGAUCCAAGAACAUGGUAGGUCCACUGAAGGAUAUAAAGACUAGCCUGACUGCACAGGGUGCAGGAGUUAUUUGUGGCCUUAAUUGCACUUAAAUUUUUCAGUUGGCUGCAACAAUCACCUUUGUUUGCUGUAGAAUCACCCUGUUACAUUUUUGUUGUGCAACACAUUUACGUACAGCUGCAAACCAAAAGGACUGAUGAGCCAAUAUCGGCUUAGAGUGUAUACUAAACACUUAAUGACUGGUUCCGAGGGAAAUAGUUAAUUUUGUUUCCUGAGAGUCUCAUUGUUUGACAACAUUGAGAAUUGAGGUAACAAAAUUAACUGUUUCCUGAAAAACCAGUCUGUAAGUGAUUUGUUACAUAGCUGGAAAUUCAGUAAAGACAUAAAAACCUUGCUGCAAGAAAUGGCGGUAGUCGGCGAACUUUCGCGGGCAACAGUGCACUGUUACCCUCUGACGUCAAAGAUUUUUGCAAUGUUGCCUGCUCAGAGAUUUUGUUAGAGAGUUAGAUGUCAUGUGACCUCAAAGUAACCAAUGAGAGCACGUGCUGUUGGGAAUAAAUUUCCAACCAUAUUACAAUAAAUUGUCUUUAUUUUUACUUGGCACUUUGUGUACGAAAAGCUUUGCUAUUUGAAUGCAUCAUCCUUCAGGCAACAUUCGCUCUCACUAAGCGAUGGAUAAUAUUUUGCCAGGUUUGUAACUGGAUCGCAUGACAGUUUGAUCGAUCAAGUUCAUAUUUGAUUCCACAGUAAACAAAGGCGAUUUAUCCCACAGCUUGCUAGUGGAAGAAAAAGGGAACAUCCUUUAUACUCUCUACACAGUUACUGUUUAAUGCCGGAAAUCAGUAGAGGAUGGCAGACAUUUUUUGGCCAAGAACUGACCUGGUAACAAGACUUCUCCUAGCCUGCGUAGCAAGCGUGAGUAAAAGAGCGGGAAGGGGGUGGGGAAGAAAGGAAGAAAACUUCCUCCCUUCCCCUCCCCUUCCCCCAUCUUUCAUUUUUUUGGUCUCGUUCCAUUUUUCGCGCGGCCAAAAGCGAAAAUCCCAUUCCUCGGUCUUUCUUUACUCCGAAACCAAACGGAAACGCUUGCUACGCGGGCUAGAUUUCUCCCAUACCCAAAUCCUGCCUAUACCCCUGAGAAAUCAUGCCACAGAAAGUUGUUCAUCGGGGAUGAAAAACUCGUCACGUCUAUCCUGUAGGUAAGCCCUACACGGCCGUCAACACCUCAAUUUUUUGAAUUUUUUUUAGAUCUCUGAUGAGGACUUCCGUAUUCUGCUCAAAUAUCUGGAAGGCUUAAAGGGAACAGCCAAAGACAAGACAAUUGAGAUGGCGGAGCAGAGAAUCGACUGUGGUACAGGUAAAGACAUGUAUUCUUUCUUUCUAAUAAAACUCGAGGUACACUUUGAACCUUAA